UUUUGUUUACUAGAGGAACGUAGUAGCGGAAAUGUCUCUGUUUUAAUGGAGAUAAAUGUAAAUAAACUUAGGAUAUUGUUGUUACUUCUCCUACACAGCUAGUCUGAGGUGAUUAGGUUUCAGGAUGCGGUGUGUUUAUGGAUGUAAACAUCAUGUACACGGUUAUUUAUAGUCAUUUAUACACGAAGAGCAGCUUAAGUGAUGGUGGUGUCGUUGGUGUGCCUGUGUGCACGGGAAGUGGUCAGUGAUCACGGCUUAUCGGCUGCAUGGCUGAGCUGUGUGCCGAGAGAGCUGUACAGGCCGCUGCUGGACGCGGCACUCGCUCGGUGUCGCCCGCUGACCAUCGGGGAGCUGGUGCAGCGCUGGCCUGAGCGGACUCUCAGCUUCCGAGGACCGAGAAAACGUGACUAUCAGCCACCGAACCGGCUGUGUGUCCAGGCCCUGCUGCUGGCCGUGGUUAGGGGAUUUUCAGAUCAGAGGUGUCGCCUGCAGGUCCUGGACCUCUGUGGGCUGCAGAGUGAGGAUGGUCACUCGGACGAUGCCAUGGGUGGCUGGUCACUUACCGUGGCUUUGUGCUCCACGCUGGUUCAGGCACGAAAUGCCACCUCCCGGAGCAGACGAGACGUCCGAGAGAAGAAAAAGAGAGGGAUGGAGACGGAGAUGGAGCGGGACGGUGUGGCGAAACGAGACCGAGCCGGACUUAAGAAGAAGGAGGAUGGAGUGAAGAUGGAUUGCAGAGAUAAUGCAGCACCUGAACAAGGUAUUCCGUCUCCAGAAGAGGAGAACGUAAAGGGUGUGAGGAGGAGGAUGGAGCUGCAAAGGAGAAGGGGAGCUCAGCCGCAGGAGAUUCCCAGCAGAGAUGACGUUCUGGUGGACAUCAGGGCUGAUCUCUUUGUCAACGCGCGAUCCUGGGAGCGCGUCCGCAGCACCCUAAAACUUUCUGGCCCACUUCGGAAUCACUGUCGCUUCCUGCGAGUGGAGGAGCUCCCUGCGUCUUCCAUUGCCUCCCUGCUGCACCUGCUGCCCCAGGAGGAGCUCCUCGGUGUGGACCUGCGCUACUCCAGCCUAGGCAUGUCGGGGUUAGCGUUGCUGUUGCCCCGCUUGGCUUGGUUUCCUCGACUCAGCUCGCUCCGGCUACACUACUGCAACCUGGACAUGCUGCGUGCUCGGCCUGGCCAGCAGGAGGCACUGCAGGAAGUGUCUCGAGGGCUCGGAGGGUUGAAGAAGCUGCGCAGGCUGAGUCUCACCGCUCUGCGUCUACCGGGACACCUGCGCCUGCUGCUCAGCUCUCUGUCAGAGCCUCUGGAGGCUCUGGAGCUGCCGUACCUCAGCCUGACAUCUGGUGACAUGGCGUACCUCUCGCACAGCUCUCAUGCCUCGUCACUGACUGAGCUGGAUCUGAGUGAGAACAGGCUGGACGAGUCAUCCUCCCUGCGCUAUCUCCUCGCCCGGGCCGAACACUGCCUGACGCGCCUCUCUCUGUGCGGCUGUGGACUCUCGGACGGGCCCCUGGGACAGCUGCUGCCUGCGCUGGGGCAAUGCCAUGCCCUACGCAGCCUCCGUUUGGCACUGAAUGCGCUCUCCAGGGCGGCGCUGGUGGAGUUGGCACGGACCGCAGCAGGCAUUGGCUCCCUAAGGCUCCUCCUCUACCCAAACCCGCUGGAGGAGUACGAGCCUGGGCUGCCCCCGCUACCCUCCAGCGCACAGCUCCUCGACUGGCCUCUUAUCGAAGAAUCACAGGUUAAAGAGGUCACACUGAUGCAGCUGAACGAGGUUUUGAGAGCCAAAGGGCGUACGCAGGACCUCUUAAUUACCUCCGACCUGAUGAAAUACAGCACUGACCUAGCAAUGGAUGAUUAAAGGGAUAGUUCAGCAAAUAAGGAAACUGUACAGUUUGUUUUGAGAAGGAUUUACAUGUAGAACCAGAAACUGACUUGGUAUGAAUUUAAAACUGGGCAUCACUAUAAAGUGUAGUUCCUGAAUCAUGGUGCCAAAGUGGUGGCUAUAAGCUUUGAUAAGAUUUGUUAGCUUAUAGCCACAAGUUGCUAAAAGUCUGGCUAAAUUAUUCUUUUAUCAGCUCAUAACCCACAAGUCAUGUUGAUGUAAGUUAGGUGCAUAAGAUCUGAGAAGAAGAGCUGACUAUCUUAGCAGUAAGCAGUAAGUGCACUUCAGCAAGGGACUGGUGGUCACGGACCUUCAGUUUGUUAAAACAUCCAUCAUCCAAAGCGAGACAUUCUUGAAAUUGCAAUCAGAAUACAGAGUGAUACAGAGAGGAUAAUCUUUAUCCUGCUGAGAUGAACACAAAGCCCACACAGACAGACACAUUCUCAUUAUCAGAAAACAACAAUAAGAACAAAAAUGAUCGUAACAAUCUAAAUUUCUUUUGGCACUUUUAUCCUACAGAUUUCUCUGAGUCUGUCACUUCCUGUAAAGGAGGCGUGGCCUCUGUGUGUCAGAUUCAGUGAAGGGGGCGUGGUCUCUGUGUGUGUCAGAUUCAGUGAAGAAGGCGUGGCCUCUCUGUGUAUCAGUCUCAGUGUGUGUGUCAGUCUCAGUGAAGGAGGCGUGGUCUCGGUGUGUGUGUCAAUCUCAGUGAAGGAGGCGUGGUCUCGGUGUGUGUGUCAGUCUCAGUGAAGGAGGCGUGGCCUCUAUGUGUAUCCAUCUCAGUGAAGGAGGCGUGGUCUGUGUGUGUCAGUCUCAGUGAAGGAGGUGUGGCCUCUGUGUGUGUGUCAGUCUCAGUGAAGAAGGUGUGGUCUUUGUGUGUGUGUCAGUCUCAGUGAAGAAGGUGUGGUCUUUGUGUGUCAGAUUCAGUGAAGGAGGCGUGGCCUCUGUGUGUGUCAGUCUCAGUGAAGAGGCGUGGCCCAGUCUCCACAUAACAAUAUUUAAACUGCACUAAAAAUGGUAUCUUGUUUAACUAUCCACAAUCACAGGAGACUGUAGCUGUUGUCAAGGCUUAGAAAUAGCGUGUUUGCGUUAAACGAGUGAAUAUUACUCCAUAUCUAUGAACCUUUCCCUUUUUCAGACUUUUUUUAAUCUUUGCAGUGAUGCUAACAUCAGAGGGAUGUUGUACCUCACACACCUUCAUGAAAUCAGUUCAACAUGAGUGUAGCUCUGUAUUUACUCACUCGGUUCAGUACAAUCACAUCAACUAACUCUGAUCCUUUUACUUCACAGAUCUCACAGCGCGUUUGUGCAACGUGCCAAAGAAUUGUGACUACAUUUGUACAGUUUCAGCACAAUCACAUACUGUUCAAUUUUUCUCCAUCCAUAAGUGUGAAAGAAUGACCGGAUGCAGAACUAGACUUUUAUUCUGUAUUUCCUGCUUUUUAAUAAAUACAAACCAAAGUGUUUCUCACCACAAACAAAA
Molecule: messenger RNA, 3364 nt
Organism: Tachysurus vachellii
Lineage: Eukaryota; Metazoa; Chordata; Actinopteri; Siluriformes; Bagridae
Product: leucine-rich repeat-containing protein 14
Cellular component (GO): cytoplasm
Molecular function (GO): protein binding
Source: RefSeq, a predicted model, not a curated record